CAAGUGUAUGCAUAAGCAGAGCAACACUAACUUUUUCUUAUGUUUCUUUAUAGAAACUAAACAAAAAAACAAAAAACCCAGUAACACACUGCAUAAUUAAAUAGUUAGCAUAUAGUUAGUCAUAAGAUAGAUAACAUACAUAUAUAUUUGAUAAUACAUGGCAUCAAUGGAAGACAUCAUGAUGAGUACCGAGGAUAUUACACUACCAGGAUUUCGAUUUCACCCCACAGAAGAAGAACUACUUGAUUUCUAUCUUAAAAAUAUGGUUGUUGGAAAGAAACUUCGCUUCGAUGUCAUUGGUUUCCUCAACAUCUAUCACCAUGAUCCUCGCGAAUUGCCAGAUCUGGCAAAGGUUGGAGAAAGAGAGUGGUAUUUUUUCGUGCCAAGGGACAAAAAGCAUGGUAGUGGAGGAAGGCCUAACCGUACAACUGAAAAGGGGUUCUGGAAAGCCACCGGUUCAGACCGGAAAAUCGUGACCUUAUCUGACCCGAAGCGCAUAAUCGGGUUGAGGAAGACCUUGGUUUUUUAUGAGGGAAGAGCUCCACGUGGAUGCAAAACCGAUUGGGUCAUGAAUGAAUACCGUUUACCUGACAAUAGCCCCUUGCCUAAGGACAUAGUGUUAUGCAAGAUAUAUAGAAAGGCAACUUCAUUGAAAGUGCUAGAACAAAGGGCAGCAGAAGAGGAAGAAAUGAAACAAAUGGUGGGUUCCCCUGCAUCCCCUCCUUCCUCUACAGACACAAUCUCCUUCAGCUGCAUACAACAACAAGACCAACACGUGUCCCUUCCCAUGUUGUUUCUUCCUAAGAAAGAAUCUGAAGCUGAAACUGAAGACAUGGUUUCUCUGUCUGUGUCAACACCAAGUCAUGAAAAAAGUACAAAGAACCAAAUGAAUGGUAUUGUGAAAGAUAAUAACAAAAAGGGUAUUUGUGGAACAUCGUUGCAAUUGCCCUUUGGAAAGGACAAUGUGCCUGAGCUUCAGUUACCUAUAGCAACGGAUUGGACCCAAGAUACUUUUUGGGCUCAGUUUAAUAGUCCUUGGCUGCAAAACUGGACUGCUAAUUCCAACAUCCUCAAUUUUUAAUAAAUGACUUCAUUAUGUUUUUUACAUUAAUCAAAUGCAAGUUUAAUUAUUAGUAUAUGUUUAUUUUGGAAUUAUGUAGAUUCACUCAUUUAAUUAAUAACUUAUAUAUAUAUAUUAUACUGUUAAAGCUAAAUUAAUUAG
Cicer arietinum (chickpea) is the source of this 1222-nucleotide messenger RNA. RefSeq names its product NAC domain-containing protein (gene NAC6). Gene Ontology annotation, molecular function: DNA binding. Gene Ontology annotation, biological process: regulation of DNA-templated transcription. The record is from RefSeq and is marked validated. NCBI's taxonomy places the organism in Eukaryota, Viridiplantae, Streptophyta, Magnoliopsida, Fabales, Fabaceae.